This is a messenger RNA of Uncinocarpus reesii 1704, 1119 nucleotides long. RefSeq lists its product as uncharacterized. The coding region runs from base 1 to 1119 and encodes 372 amino acids. Lineage: Eukaryota; Fungi; Ascomycota; Eurotiomycetes; Onygenales; Onygenaceae. The record is from RefSeq and is a predicted model, not a curated record. Gene Ontology annotation, cellular component: nucleus. The transcript has a single exon.
AUGCCGGCGGACUCCUCUCUCUACGGGAUACGUCGCUCAAAAGCAGAAGCAUCCAAAAAGGAUGUCACCUCGUCCACCACACUCGCCUUCGCCACUCACCUUUCCUCCCUCAUCGCGAAGGAAUCCGCCUCCGCAGCUUCGCAACAGCGCCGUGGCCGUCAGAGGCCCUCACGGAAGAAAGAUGACAUAUUUUCGGUGCACAAUAAAGGUGUCCUGAAGCGCGCAGCGGCGGACACAUCAGCAGAUAACCCAAAUGUGAGCCAGGCCCACAAACAAAGCGGAGAUAUUGGAUACGUGGACGAAGCGACCCUGCAUCGGUCGAAGCGAAGAAUGGCCGAGAAAGCGAAGCUAUACGCAGAGCUAAAGAGGGGUGAAUAUCUCGCCGCAAGUAGCGAUGAAGAAGAAGAAGAUCCAGGGAAACCCGGGGACAAAUCAUUGUCCGCCGUACGCCGCGCGGAGAAGCACAGCUUGGUUGAUUUUGACCGAAAAUGGGCAGAAGAGGAGGUCGAAAGAUCACGACGCAGCUCAGAACCCUCCGAUCACAAUCAUCCCUCCGAGCAGGAACCGCUGGUCGAGUACGAAGACGAAUUUGGACGGACUCGACAAGGAACGCGCGCAGAAGCCGCGAACGCCGCAAGACUUCGCCAGGCCCGUGAUGCCGAAUCCCCUGGACAAAAUGACUACACAUCUUCACUCAAUCCGAACCUCCCCGCCACCGCCCGUCCCGCCCGCCCCUCCAAUAUCAUCCGCGGAUCGACUAUCCAGUCCGCAGCUUUCGAUCCUGAUGCCCAGGUGGCAGCGCAAAUGUCUCACCUCGCCCAGCGCCGCGAUCGCACUCCCACGCCGCCCCCAGAGACCCAUUACGACGCUGAUGGCGAGAUCCGUAAUCGAGGACAGGGUUUCUAUGUGUUUUCAAAAGAUGAAGAGUCGAGGAAGGAGGAGAUGGAGGAGUUGCGGCGAGCGAGGAACGAGACUGUGGCCGAGCGAGAUGUGGCUUCGACUAGGAAGCAGGCAAGGCAGCAGGCCAAGGCCGAUAGGCUAAAGAAGAUUGAGGAAUUGAGGGGAAAGCGGAGAGCGGAAGAGUUUAUGAAGGGUUUGGGGAGCUUGGAGGGUUUGUAA